CGGAGAAAAAACUUGGAAAUUAAUUGUAAAAUAUAUAAAAGCUAAUAAGAUGGAAAAUUAUGGGUUAAUUGGAAUGAAGGAAGAUGGAAUUCUUUACAAAAUAUCUGAUGAUGGUGCGGGUACCAGUAAUGCUGAACAUCAAGUUGAUGUCGGCCAUGCAGCACACAUACCCGAAGGAGAACAACAAUUACUACAAAUUCUAGAACAUGAAGAAAACUAUGGAAAUGAUGAUGAUUCAAUGGAAGAAAAUUAUUCAGAAGAAGACUUGGACACAGAUUUGCAUCUCUAGUCUCGGACUCGCAAAUAUGAGUC
Messenger RNA from Meloidogyne enterolobii, 312 nucleotides. The record is from the annotation of a GenBank genome assembly. NCBI's taxonomy places the organism in Eukaryota, Metazoa, Nematoda, Chromadorea, Rhabditida, Meloidogynidae.